UUUUGGCGUUUUUACUGAAUUACGAUGCGUUGCCUCGUCUCUGAUUUUGGUUCUAUUUCUUGAUCAAGAUAAAGUGUACCGGUACCUGUAAGAAAUUGUUAACUAUGGGAAAAUGGAAGGACUCAAAUGCUGCUGGAAAUGAUGAUCUUAGCAGUUCCCAGCCUCACAAGAAGCACAAGAAACAUAAACACAAGAAGCAUAAGAAGCAUCGCGAGUCUGGAAGUGGAGGUCAAAGUUCAGAUACAGGGCAAAGUGAACUUGUAGAAGCCACCGAUUCAUUGACUGGCAAACCUCAGCUAAAACUCAAGAUCAAAAUUGGUGGCCAGACAUUGAGGACGAAGAGUUUUGAUAAGAUAAGCGUGACUGCAUCAUCAGAUGAACCGAGUGAGGAUGAAGAUAGAUUGCAUGGUGAUAGCAGUAAUGACACAUGGAGGGGAGCUACCCCAAGUCCCGUAUCUCAAGGUAGCAGUAAAUCAAUAUCUAAGCUUUCUAAAGAAGAAGCAGAAGAAGAGGCUUGGUUAGAUGCCCUAGAGGCUGGCAAGUUAGACGAGUAUGGAGAGAUACCAAAACCCAAAGAUGAAUCUCUCCUUACAGCUAGACAGAAAUCCCUCUUGAAGAGAAUGGCAGCAGAGGAAGAUGAUUUAAUACCAUCGCCCUUCUUCGGUGCUCAGGGCAAGAUUCCAGAGAUGACCGAGGAAAUGAUCGAGAAGAAAGCUCAAAAAGCUCAGAGGAGGAGAGUACAAGAAAGACGUAAACAGGAAGAGAGCAAGAAACAAACAAUAGAGAAACUGCUCAAGAAACAGGAUGCUAAAUUAAAGGCUGCUAAGGCUAAACUGAAGCGAAACCUGGAAGUUCCUCACAUACGAUACUGUGACAAUAGCACAUGUAUAUCUCUCUCUUACCCAGCUGGCUAUGAAUUUCCUCUACCAACAACACAACCUCUGACAAUAAAACCAAUCACAAAAUGUGGAGUCAGUGGAUGUCUCAAUGCCAAAAAGUAUUCUUGCUCGAAGACUGGUGUUCCUCUCUGCAGCCUAGAAUGCUACAGGAAGAAUCAAACAUUACUAUGUGCAACGUGAUAGUCUCCGGUCUGUAAGUGUCUUUGAAAAUGGACUUGUGGAUAUUUUAUUGAUAUGAGGAAAGGCGUCUUUCUCUUCAGUCUGACACAAAAAGAUGGAAGUCUACUAUGCUGCCCCCAUUUGAGAAAAGUGUAUAUUAUAGUGGCACCUCAAGAUUGCCGUUGGCAUCUUUACAUAUCAAGAGGUGACAUUCUAUACAGUAAACCACUGUGGACUUGAAAAUCAAGUGACAGAUGAAACAUACAUUUAUUAUAAAGAUUCUUGUGAAAAGAUGGUGUUUCAUGUGAUAGGCAGGAUUGUGGAUCAUUAAAGUGAGAAAUUAAAACAAUGUACCAUCAUGUCAGGAAGGAUUCUUAUGAAAAAGAGUCCAUUUAUGCAGCCAUCAUCUUCAUAUUAGCUGACAAUAUGUUCAGUGGUCAACUUCUACACCUAGUGUACCACGAGGAAGCACCUUAGGAACAUGAAGUAUUGAUAUGCACACAGAUAAAGUAGAAACUUAUUACAAAGGUAUAAAAUACUGCACUCUCACUAAACUUUUAGAAUUGAUACCGUCAUUAUUUUCUAUCAGCCUUUUGUAAAGGCAAAAAUUUGAAAAGUAAAGGUUGUGCAUUGCUGAAAACCAGUCACAAAGUACAAAUAUGAAUAUGAAUUAUUAAAAUGUUCUGAAGAAAA
This is a messenger RNA of Lytechinus variegatus (green sea urchin), 1751 nucleotides long. RefSeq names its product INO80 complex subunit B-like. Gene Ontology annotation, biological process: chromatin remodeling. NCBI's taxonomy places the organism in Eukaryota, Metazoa, Echinodermata, Echinoidea, Temnopleuroida, Toxopneustidae. The record is from RefSeq and is a predicted model, not a curated record. Gene Ontology annotation, cellular component: Ino80 complex. The coding region runs from base 105 to 1079 and encodes 324 amino acids. The transcript is spliced from 8 exons.